GCCCGCUCUUCCACAGCUGUGGCAUCGUUGUUGGCAGCUAUUGGCGGCUCCGUGGACAGCCAAAGCAAAGCCAAGCCUUCGUCUUUCGUAGCUUUGGUUUGUCCAUUCAUUCAACGCAUUUCUUCCUCAUUGUUUCCGGUACCACCUACUGUAUCGUAGUAAUAAGUGUGUAGCACAAUUUGAAUAAUCACACCAACACGACAACCAUCAUGUCGAUACUCGAGCAAUUGGUACAGGUAUUGGGCGAUUCAGAGGGAGACGGCAAUCCAUUGUUGUGGCGUCCCCAUAUCCCCAAUAGUAUUGAUUCAAAACCAUUGGCUACUUCUCCCUCGGAGUUGUUUUGGGACUUUCCUUAUGAUCGUCUGCCAGAAAAUCAGGUUAUCGCCUUCUUUAUGAGGCCGGAAACCAUGUUUGGAUUGGCCCUCUUCUACCUCGUCUCCAAGGAACCUCUGCGAUGGUUCAGAGACGCCAUCUGCUUCAACCCCAAGAGCGAGACAUUCACAAACUUUGUGGCGCUACACAACCUGGCUCUUGCGGUUUUCUCGGCUGUUACUGUGUGGAAUUCAUGGGGUGUGGUCUUUGCUCAUUUGCUAGCACAGGGAUGGAUCCCGACCUACUGUGAUCUGGAAUGGACCAGUUGGAAUAGUGGAAUCGGUGCCUGGACUACCAUCUUUUACAUCAGCAAGUACUACGAAUUCUUUGACACAUGGAUCCUCGUUCUCAAGGGAAAGAAGCCGUCAUUUUUGCAGGUAUACCACCACACAGGUAUUGUCUUCUGCAUGUGGGGAGGCACAGUGAGCCAAUCCGCCUGGUUGCUUUUCAUUGUUCUUCUGAACAGUAUCAUCCACACUUUCAUGUACACAUACUUCUUCAUCAAGACUCUCUACCCCAAUAUUGAGAUCAAAUCAGCAAAGCAUCUAACCAUGGCACAAAUUGGGCAGCUAGCCAUUGGAAUCUCAUUCUCCUUUGGCUAUGUGGCUCUGGGGGAUUCCUGUUCCACUCCUGCGUCUCGGUUGACGAUUCUCUUCAUGCAAAUCUACGGAUUCAGCUUGGUGGCGCUCUUUGUCGCGUUUGCUAACAGGAAAUACAAGAAGAAGACGGCCUAAGCGACUACAAGAAACGUUUUGGUAAUGGAACGGUGUUGCAAAAGUGUUACGGUUACUUGCUGGAUGGUUAAUGGAUGUGAUAAUUGUUUUCCCUGCACAAAGUGAAUCAGCAAGGCACUAAUAGUACUACAAACAGACUGUGGGACCUGUCGAACUCUGCUAGAAGGUUAUGUAUGUUAAGGACAAACUUUAGCUCUUAUCCUGGAAUAUAGAACCUGACUUUAUGG
Molecule: messenger RNA, 1333 nt
Organism: Seminavis robusta
Lineage: Eukaryota; Bacillariophyta; Bacillariophyceae; Naviculales; Naviculaceae
Source: the annotation of a GenBank genome assembly